Diplodia corticola is the source of this 1386-nucleotide messenger RNA. Its product is annotated as rna binding protein rnp24. The record is from RefSeq and is a predicted model, not a curated record. The transcript has a single exon. Gene Ontology annotation, molecular function: RNA binding. Bases 1 to 1386 code for a protein of 461 amino acids. Lineage: Eukaryota; Fungi; Ascomycota; Dothideomycetes; Botryosphaeriales; Botryosphaeriaceae.
AUGGCUUCCACCACAGCCGCCGAGGCUCCCAAGAAGGAGAAGAAGGAGAAGAAAGACAAGAAGGAAAAGAAGGAGAAGAAGUCCAAGAGGUCCAAGACCGAGUCCGAAACCCCCGCCGACGAGCCAACCACCACCGCCGCCGCCGAAGAAACCCCCAAAUCCUCGAAAGAGUCGUCCAAGAAACGCAAGCGCUCCGCACUCCCCGAAGAUGGCGAGCUAGAAGUCGACAUUACCGCGCCGGAGCCGCUGUCCAAGCGCGAGCAGCGACUCGCCAAGAAGGGCAAGCUGGAUCCCUCCACCAAAGCCGCCAAAGCCGCCAAAGCCGCCAAGCCCUCCGAGUCCGAGUCGGACGGCAGUGACAAGGAAGAUGGAGACGAAGACGCGGCUGAUGCGAAGAAAAGGCCACAGAGAGAGAAGAAGGAGAAGUCGCCGCAUGGCGUCUGGAUCGGCAACCUGCCGUGGUCCGCCACGCGCGACACCAUACGCGAAUUCUUCGACAAGCAUGCCGGCAUCGCCGGCGAGCGCAUCACCCGCAUCCACAUGCCCGCGCCAGACAAGGCUGCGGUUGCGAACAUGCGGUUCAAGCCGCACAACAGGGGCUUCGCUUACGUCGACUUUGACGGUGCGGACGCGGUCAAGGCGGCGAUUGAGGCCUCGGAGACGCUGAUCAGCGGUCGUGCAUGUCUGAUCAAGGACGCAAGCAACUUUGAGGGCAGGCCGCAAAAGAAGGAAGGGGAGGCCGACGCCGAUGGCUUCACCAAGUUCAGCAAGACGGCGGCCGUGCAGGCUGGUGGAGGCAAGGAGCCGAAUAAGCGCGUCUUCGUGGGCAACCUGAGCUUCGAUGCUACCAGGGAUGACCUGAUCGCGCACUACAGCAAAUGCGGCGAGGUUGCGGAUGUCUUCAUGGCGACGUUCCAAGAUACUGGAAAGUGCAAGGGCUACGCGUGGGUUACGUUCGAGACGCUAGAUGCUGCUGCCGCCGCUGUGGCAGGAUACGUUAUGAUACCCGGAGAUGAUGACAGCGAUGAGGAGAUGGAGGAUGCGGACAACGCCGAUGGCGCGGGAGAGAAGAAGAAAAAGAAGAAGAAGAAGGCGCGAAAGUGGUUUGUCAACAGACUGGAAGGCCGAGAGUUGCGCGUCGAAUACGCCGAAGAUGCCUCGACGAGGUACCGGAAGCGGUAUGGUAAAGAGAGGGAGACUGGCAAUGCUGGUGCUGGCGACGAGCAGCUUGGCGAAGUGGAUGCUCCGAGGCAGCACCCGAAGAGUCGGAGGGAGCCUCGCAAGGUCGACGCCCGCAAUAUCAGGUCGGGAGCAGCGCUAGCGAAUGCACCAAGGGCAUCGGCUGCCAUUGUCGAGGCACAGGGCAAGAAGAUCACUUUCGAUUAA